Messenger RNA from Nilaparvata lugens (brown planthopper), 1643 nucleotides. Its product is annotated as glutaredoxin-3. The coding region runs from base 176 to 1450 and encodes 424 amino acids. Lineage: Eukaryota; Metazoa; Arthropoda; Insecta; Hemiptera; Delphacidae. The record is from RefSeq and is a predicted model, not a curated record. The transcript is spliced from 10 exons.
GGUCAGUACAGUACUCAGUACUACGGAGUGAACUGAACUACGGACUUACGGUACAUUACAUCAGACGUUCACUUCAUUGUACCAAACAUUUAUUGUCUAAUUUUUUUUAGUUUUAGACAAGUUAAUAAUAGUUUUCAAAUAUUUAGAGUGUAAUAGGUCAAGUUAUUCAUUCAACAUGAGUGUUAUAGAACUAAAAAGGAAGGAGGAAUUUGACAACUUCAAGACAGAUCAAUUGGUAGUUGUUCACUUUUUUGCUGACUGGGCGGAGCAAUGUCAACAUAUGAAUGUGGUCUUAGAGGAGUUGGCUGCACAAAAAAAUUUGCAGGAUGUGAAAUUUGUGAAAUGCCAGGCUGAAGAGAUUCCAGAAGUGUGCGUCAAGUAUUCGGUGUCAGCAGUGCCAACUUUUGUCCUACUGCGAUCUGGUAAACUUGUUGAUAGGAUAGAUGGCGCUAAUCCAACCGAAUUAUCAAAGAAAGUCAACAUUCAUGCAUCUAAGACUCCCGUUGCUGAACCAACAGCCGUGCCUGCUGUGGACAUCAAUUCAAGACUGAAGUCUCUCAUAGAAUCGGCUCCAGUCAUGCUAUUUAUGAAAGGUUCUCCCAAUGAACCUCGAUGUGGAUUCAGUCGACAAAUGAUCGAGAUUCUCGAGUCGAACAACACUGAGUAUAAAACCUUCGAUAUUCUUGCCGAUAAUGAUGUUAGGGAAGGUCUAAAGAAGUACUCCAACUGGCCCACCUAUCCUCAGUUAUAUGUGAAUGGAGAAUUAGUUGGAGGAAUUGAUAUAGUGAAAGAAAUGGUCCAAAGUGAUGAACUGAAAUCUCUUCUUCCCAAGAAACAAAAUUUAGACGAGAGACUAAAAUUGUUAAUCAAUAGAUCGAAUGUCAUGGUUUUCAUGAAAGGCAACCCCACAACUCCAAGAUGUGGCUUUAGCCGCCAGUUGAUGGAAAUUCUUAAUGAAACUGGAGUCGAGUUUGGAACAUUUGAUAUUCUAGAAGACGAAGACAUACGCCAAGGUUUGAAGACAUUUUCUGACUGGCCAACAUACCCUCAAAUAUAUUUAUAUGUGAAUGGAGAAUUAGUUGGAGGAAUUGAUAUAGUGAAAGAAAUGGUCCAAAGUGAUGAACUGAAAUCUCUUCUUCCCAAGAAACAAAAUUUAGACGAGAGACUAAAAUUGUUAAUCAAUAGAUCGAAUGUCAUGGUUUUCAUGAAAGGCAACCCCACAACUCCAAGAUGUGGCUUUAGCCGCCAGUUGAUGGAAAUUCUUAAUGAAACUGGAGUCGAGUUUGGAACAUUUGAUAUUCUAGAAGACGAAGACAUACGCCAAGGUUUGAAGACAUUUUCUGACUGGCCAACAUACCCUCAAAUAUAUGUGAAAGGUGAAUUGAUUGGGGGAUUGGAUAUCAUAAAAGAACUGAAGGAAUCUGGAGAGCUUCUCAGCAGCUUGAAGUGAACGAAGUUUCAUCCAAAUGUACAUGCAGAAUAUUAAUUUGAUCAAAAUGAGUAGAAGUUGAUCAACCUUAUCUGUAAUUAUUACUAUCACUACAAAAAAAUUCGUACUCGAGAAGAGUCUGACCAUCUUCUUUUAUGUUAUUAAUCUGUUUAAAUAAAAACUUCUUUUCAAGUUUUUUGUUCCAGUCUACAAA